UGUAAUAUGUUAAGUAUUAUUGAAAUGUACAUGUUUUUUUAUUAUUUAUUUUAAUUAAUUCUUUCACCUCUUCCUCACAAUUAGCUAAACCUAAUAAUUGGCCGGAGGACUCCAAUGUUGGAGGAAUCUUGGCAAAUAGAAGUAUCAUAUUCUGUAAUAUGGUUUAAAUAAUAUUGGAAAAAAUAAUGAUGGCAAAUUUAAACAGGGACGAGUUGAGUAUUAUUUUUAAAUUUUUGAAUGGAUUUGAUUUGCACAAUGCAUCUCUAGUUUGCAGUUUUUGGUCAAAAAUUGCCAAAGAAGAAAACAAAAGGAGAGGUUACCCAUGUGAAGUAAAAACCAAAUUCAAUUCAUGCAUUGAUAAUUGGGACACUUUGAAAACACAACUUAUAGACUGUUGCCAAGUUAAACCUUCUUUACAUAUAUUGUUUUACGGUUUUGGAAACACAAAACAACUUCCAAAAGGAUGCUAUUGUCAAUAUCUACCAUCAAAUUGUAUCUCGAUCUCACUAGAACACUUUUUUACAUGGGCUACUGAUAAUUCAAUUUCGAGUAUUUUUUUCCCGGAAAUACCCAAUCUACAGAUAUCUACGAUUUCUUUUAAUAAACAUCCUUGGAAUAAAGGAAUAUAUUGCGAAGAAUUGAAAUGUUUGUUUGACGAUUCAUUCAGUAACGCCGAUCGACUGAAAACCAUAUUCGAACCAAUUAUCAAUGACGAUUUUCCUACGUCAGGCUGUAUAGUUUUUAUUUACGAAAUAGCAAACAAUUGUAUAUUAGCAUUAGCUCAAUCUUUAGAAAAAUGGUUUCCAAAUAAAAAAACGUCUAUAUUGGGUAUAGCAACAGAUAAGUUAUCAAUUUGUAAUACUGUCUAUAAUUCACACAUAUGUCAACACACUGUGGAUUGCACUGCUAUUUUAUUAAAUGGCACUGAUAUGCAAAGUUGGAUACUAAUCUUAGAAAAUGAUUCCCAUAAUGAUGAAAGGAUGGAAGAAUUCAAAGGGAAAAUAAAUUUAAGGAAGCACGCAAUAGGUUUUACUGCCAGUGGUUAUAGUAGCAGUUAUUAUUUCAAAUGUCAACAAGAAAAUUUAUUUAAGAAAUAUUUUCCCAACGUACCGAUAUUUCAAAUAUACGGUGACCAGGCAAUUGCAAGAAAUGAUUUUAAAGGAUUGUAUACAAAUUUAGAAGACAAUUUCUAUAUGGAGGAAACCGCAGCCCUUAUGUUGCUUACGUAUAAUUAAUUAUAUACAUAAAUCUAGUCAAAAUAGAUUUAUAAUAAGUAUUUUAAUAAUAUAUUAUGUAAAAUGAAAAAAGUAAUAACGUAUAUACAUAUAAUGAAUGUAUAUAAUAUACAGUGUUUCGUAAUAUGUGAAACUCACUUCAGGAGUGAACAGAAGACACAAAAAACUAUGAAAAAUAAAACUUUGAUAUGAACAUGUGCCUUAUUUGAACUUGUUUCAAAAUUCUAGUUAUUUAUUUAUCUGUGAUUAAAUAAUUCGGAAUAACUUAUCUUCGUAGAAGAUGCUCAACAAAAUAAACAUAUUCUUGUAUACAACAUAUAUUGUAUAACAUAUAUUGUAUUAUUAAACUUAUCACAA
Molecule: messenger RNA, 1592 nt
Organism: Polistes canadensis
Lineage: Eukaryota; Metazoa; Arthropoda; Insecta; Hymenoptera; Vespidae
Exons: 5
Coding region: 186-1235 (349 amino acids)
Molecular function (GO): protein binding
Source: RefSeq, a predicted model, not a curated record